Messenger RNA from Sungouiella intermedia, 1026 nucleotides. Lineage: Eukaryota; Fungi; Ascomycota; Pichiomycetes; Serinales; Metschnikowiaceae. The record is from the annotation of a GenBank genome assembly.
AUGGCUGUCACACGCUCAAAGAUUACUGUAGUUAAAACUGCUGUGGAGAGACACAAUGGUGUGCAGACUGUGGAGAAAGUCACCAAAACCAAGAAAGUGAAAACCACCAUACCAGGGACGCCUAAGAGCAAGGCAAAGGCGCCUUCUGCAAAUGCAUCACCAAGAAAGAAACCACAUAUCGAGGAACUUUUCGCCGUUGUUGAUAUUCCUGAAGACCUCCUGCUUCCCCAGACAUUUAUCGAUCGCCAUAAGCCAGAAUUCAUUAAAGGUGUCAAUUAUAUCCUUCUGAAAGACCCGUCUUUAUACCCAUGCAUUGUCCAUCUGGAGUUUAAGGCAUUCUCCAAUAAAGUCGAUUCACCUGAAACAGAAGAUGAGGUUAUCCUCCGCUAUUGGUACGCGUUGAUCUCGUCAGUUAUUGGACAGCAAGUGUCAGGCCACGCGGCAAAAGCUAUUGAGGGACGUUUUAGAUUGUUGUUUGAAGACGGCCCCACACCUCAGGAUACGUUGAAAAAGUCACCCGAGGAGUUGAGGGCUGUGGGUCUUCUGGCUAUGAAAUUGAAGUAUGUCAUAAGCAUUAGCGAGGCAUUCUCAUCUCCAGACUCUAAGCUCGUCUCACUUGACUUCUACAGGUCAAGCACUAACCAGGAAAUCAUUGAUGAGCUUGUUCUUCUCAAGGGGAUUGGCGAAUGGUCUGCUAAAAUGUUCUCAGUUUUCACACUCAAUGAACUAGACAUCUUCGCAUACGACGACUUGGGAGUCGCUCGAUGCGUGGCUCGUUACUUAGAAAAUAGGCCACAACUUCUUAAAGAUAUUCAAAAGGGAGUUAAUGAAGAUGAAUUGUUGAAACUAGGACUCAAGAAGAAGGGAAAGUUCCAGACAAAAUCUUCCAAGCGUGACUGGGUCCCUCUCCACGACGAAUACGUUAAAUACCUCGGUAAGUUGUACUCGCCGUACCUGCUGGUAUUGAUGCUCAUCAUGUGGAGACUUGCUUCUACAAACGUUGAGAUCUUGGAGAAUGUGCGCUAG